AUGCAUGGAAAAAUUGAUCUGGAGCAGAAAUGGAGUGAGUCAAAGGUUUAAAUCCUCUUUCCCCCUGCCCUGCUGCCAAAUCCGAUGUGCAGUUGCUCAUGAGUGAUAGAUUCCCACACAUAAUCUUUGAGUUUUUAUUUCAGCCCCCCCUUCUGUACCUCCUCUGAGAACACUGCAAUUCAUUCAGUUUGAUAAUUUACUUGAGGCUUUCCAUGCCACACAUUGAAGUACGUAGCUAGUAGAGCAACUCCCCUCCAGAGUGCCACUGUUGAAAGAUACUCUCAAAAAGAGCACAGGUGUAUGUAAAUCCAGCACUUAUGUGCCAAGGUUUGUCUUACAACAAGUAUGAUAAAUUAUAGCAAGUGUAAUUAGUAUCCAGUUUUACAUCUGGGCAUAGGUACUCCCAUGGGACACUCUAAUAUUCACUGCUUUGCAGCCUGCACCUAUGUAAUAUUUAGUUAGAAGUAAAUUUCACUGAGUUCAGUACAACUUACUCCCAAAUGAGCAUGUAUAAAAUUGCAGUUCUCAGAUGGCUUUUUCAUAGCAGAAGACAAUAAUUUUACCAUUUUAACCCAUGAACAUCUUUUAGGUCACUCUUUGCUCGCUCUGAUCAAGUCCAUUACUUCCCUUCUGCAAAAUUAACAUGAAAUAUGUAGUCACAUUGCGAUCAAGGACCCCAGAAGGAGGCGUUUUCCUUCAAUCAGUGUGCAAAAUUCUUCUCAGAAUACUUCUGCGUAGCUUAGCAACCGGUAGAGACAUUCAUUCCCAAACUAAUAUUUCAGGCCAAGAUAAUGACUGGCAAACAACCAAACUCAACUGGUAUUGUUGCCAUGCCUUUCACAUUAACAAAGGGAAGCAAUGCAAAUUUACUUCUGGUAGUUUCUGACUUUUCUGACCAACUGAAUUUGAGAAGAGAAUAUACAUUGUUUGAACAGGAGUAAGUUUUGCUCUUAAUAUUCAGCUUCAGUGAAUUAACUUGCAGUGACUGACCUUGUUAUUACUCUGGUAAUAAAGAGCACUACAAAGAUAGGGUAAGAACUGCAGUACCAGCUGCAAGGUAGAAAAUGUAUUAGUUUAAUGCAUUUAUUAAUAUUUGCAUAUUCCUAACUACCUGCGCAUAGUUGAGGAUAUGUGCACAUGCUCAUAUGCAUGUCCCGCAUACAAAUAUACUUUACUGUAAUGGCCCCCUGCCCCUGAUCUGAAUAUAUUCAUUCUUCCCCACACCUCACUUAUUCCUGCACUAUUAAGCCUCUUUCCCCAUCCCCUGCUGCUGCUUUAGACCAUUGUAGCCUGUUUUAGACCAAUGGUGGCUUUAGUGAGGCUGUCCUUUAUUAUGAUCCUACACAUUGUGCUAACACGUAUUGGGUGGUACAACAUUUGACAGCUCUUGUAUAUCAUCAUCAUCAUCAUCCUAUUUCUUGGACUUAGUCGCUUUGAGUUCUUGUUUUUUUUUUAAAAAGUGACUAUGUAUACAUCUACAGUAUAUCAAUCCACACACAAUACAAUACAAUACAAUACAGUACAAUGCAAUACAAUGCAAUACAAUACAAUACAAUACAAUACAAUACAAUACAAUACAAUACAUAUAUCGCUUAUGAAUCAUUGAUAUCAAGUGGACCUAAAGAGUUCCCUUGAAGUGAUGUUGAAAAUGAAAAUGAGGUAUCCUUGUGAGCAAUAUGUGCUUUGGUUUAAAUGCCUUUGUUAGGUUUAAUUCACAUGUAAUUUAGUUUUGUUUGGAAGGAGUUUGAUGUUGCCAUAUGAGGAUAAAAACCAGCCCUUACGUUAUGCUUGUUGGCAUUGUAAAGAUUAACCUAUUUUAUUUUAAAAUCAUGAGCUUUAAUAGAGUCCAUUUAAUCAGAUGCUAACAUAGAUCAAACAACAGCAAGUAUACAGUAUAAGGGCAGCUGGUUGGGGGGGGGAAUGGGGACUGCUCAGCAACUGCUCUUACAUGCUUGCUAUCAUUCAGCCAAUGUCAGCAUCUGACAAAGUGAACUGUAGUCUAUAAAAACUCACAUUCAUAAAUGGCACACUAAUUGUAAAGAUGCUAGGAAGAUCAAGUUUUCCUCCUUUAAAACAGAAUAAAAUAAAUAGUUGUGGUUUAUUAUUGUGCUUAUCACAUGACUCAGAAUUUGAAUUUUGCUUUAUGUGUAAUGUAGGAACAAAGCAACCCAAACCCUGGCAGGCAACAGCAGGACUUAACUGAGAGGUGGAGCCAGCACCAUCACUACAGCUGAAGCCCCCUCAUUCCCAACCCCACUUGUGCUGGACAAGGCAGAAGGGAGGAGAGGGGCAGGAGGGGGGGGGAAAUUCAUUAUUAUUAAUUUUUUGCUGUGCCAGCUCCAGGCAGGCACAGCAGAAAAAAUCAGAUCAGGCCUGAUGCAGUAUGUAGCUGGACUGGCUUAGCUGGAUCCUUGGCUAGUAAAAGUUUACCCACCCCCCUUGCCACUCUCCAAAUGCCCAGUCUUGGGGCAUACACCAGUCACUGCUCAUCCCACCCCCCUCCAACAGUACAGACUGGGUUCUUGCGGUGGUGGAUUUCUCUGUCAACAUGCCCUUCCCCUCCCCGCUGAGUUCCAUAAGGGCAACACUGAGACUAAGGAGAAAGAGUCUUGCAGGCAGUGCCACUCUCUGGACUGGUUGUAAGAAGGCAGGUUGAGGGCUGAGGUCAGACCAAGGUUGGUGGAUCAGUCUUUACUGCUUUCAUGAUAUAUUUAUCAAAAUGUCUGUAAGACAUCACACAUAGCUUAGUUGGUUAGAUUGUGGUGCUGAUGUUGCCAAGAUUGCAGGUUCGAUCCACGUUUAGGGCCGCUACAUAUUCCUGGGUUGCAGGGUGUUGGACUAGACAAUCCUCAAAGUCCCUUCCAAUUCUACAAUUCUGUGCUGGGAAAUCCUUUGCUCCCCAAAUAGAGGGGUGCCUUUUUAAAACAACAACAACAACGGAGCUGAUCUGCAUGGCAUUCAUCCGCAACAUUCUCAACCCAGCCCUUUUCCCUUUGCAGUUAUUAAUACUGUUUGUGUUGUUUGCCUGCGCAAACCAAAAGCAAUUAUUUCUUUAAAACGUUGCUGCCUUCAAACGAAGGAAGCUGACUGUCCUGAGAUUUUAAGUGGUGUCACUCUGUUGACCUUGGGCAGCUGAUGCCUAGCAGGUAGUUGACGAAUAUGUGGACCAUGUCUAAAUCAAGAAGCAGUUAAGGACAAAGCUCAGUCAAAAACAUCACCCGUCUAAUGAGAGAGUAGGCAUGCACUGCGGUCAGCAAGUGGAAACUCUCAGCUUCCACUUCAUUGGGCCUUCUUUUUGCCCACAUAUGCAGCCCUAUAAUUUCUUCAUGAGUCAGUGAGAGUUGUGUGGUUACUGCUGAAAGCAAACAAAAAAUGUGCCCAAAUAAUGCAUUUUAUGUGGCAAUUGGCAUCUCUGGAUAUCAUAUGCUGAGCACAUGCCCACUUUCCUCUGAAGCAGAAUGCGUGCCCAGCAGUGCAGUGGGUGGGUGGGUGAAAUGAAAUGGUGUUUGCAUACACUGGGGGAUAUCUUGCAACCCAUUUAUGGCAACUGAUCAUGUAAACUUAAAAGCACAAGAAGAGCCCUGAUGCAUCAGACAAAAGGCCUUUCUGGCUCAGCAUUCUCUUUUUCCAGUGGCCAAAUAGAUGUCCAUGGGAAGCCCACAAGGAGGACAUGGGCACAAUAGCACCCUACUGGUCAUGACCCCCAACAACUAGUAAUCCCUGAUAGUACUAGAGGCUGGCAGCCAAAGAUUUCAGAUGAGUAUGUGAAACUGAGGAGCUUAAGUUGCAUGCUCAUGUUAUGGGCAGGGGCUCUUAUACCAAGGAAAAAUGCAAAGGAAGAAUUCAGUGUAUGCCUUCUUCUGUGUGACGGUCAUGACUUUUCUUUCGCUCAUGGGUACAGAGAUUACCUAGGGGCUGGCAAAACCAACUCCUGCCAGGGGAUGCAGACCUAGUGAGGGGCACAAAUUACCCAUUAGACUAUGGAGUGCAUGAUGUAUAUGCGUGUGGCAACAUGAUGCAGCUGUUGUGGCAAUAUCAAAUGCAGAAGAAACUUCCUGUCCUUCUUGCACCAUGGCACAAAGGGAUGCAGUAAAGUGAUCCCCCCCAGGGAGGAGCGCUGAUACAGCUCCUUGCCAACAAUGCAAGACACCCCAUGUACACCUGAUUUUCAGGAGGAUCAUUUGCUUUCCAGUAAUAAUGAGCUGACACCCAUACAACAAAAGCCAGGAGUCCUGAUGAGAGAAUCACCUGAAAGCAAAUGCUGACUGCACCAGCUGGAAAGUUAGGGAAUAUUGUUACCAUCACUCCACUUUUCUAAGCAACGAGAAUUUCUAGGAGCACAGUGCUUACCUGGGGCUUAGUUGCCAUUGAAAGAAAGUCACUAGAGGCUUAUGGUAUUUUUUAAAAAUAAGUGAGGUGUGUGUGUGUGUUCUCCUAUAUAAAUAAAAAGGUAAGGUGUCAUCAUGCUCUACAGCCAAUAGGCUGCCCUGCCAACUGCAGCAUGAGGAACCGCAACAGGACCAGGUAAGUUGUUUAACAGAGGGCAGGAAGCACCAUGAAUCACCUCUACCCUCCAUUAAUUGCACACCUACUGUGAGGUUUCACAGAGGGUGGAGGCCCUUCGCACAGAGGAGUGGUGGAGACCUCCACCUCAAGAUGUGUCUGGGCAGGAGGAAGUUGAUGAUCUGAUGGACCUGGAUUCAAUGGACCCAGAUUUGUGGUGGUGGAGAACAGUACACAUCCCAGAAGAGGAAGCCAAGAACUGGGAAGCAAUGGAAGAUGCGGAACAUGAGCAUGCAAGCAGAUUCUCUAGUCCUGAACAGAGACAGCAUUCAGAAAUGGGAUAAAUAGUACAGCAUACAGUGGACACUACAUCACUUGUGAAAGCCUGAUGGAACCUCCUUCUUCUCCAUGGACCAAGCAAUCUCUUCGUAUCUUAGAGCAGAAGGCAAAACAGAGACAGAAAGAUUCCAUUGCUGGCCACCAUAGGCAGUAAGGAGGGGUUUGGAAGCUAGGAAUUGCUGCAAAGGGGAUGGCGCAGACACUUUGAGCAACAUACCAAGACUGAAGGGAGCAUUAUCAAUGAUCUCUCUGUGUAUUCUGUUGAUUUAAAAUAAAAGAACUAAUAGAAACUCUCUGCAUCUCUAAUUUCACUAGGCAGCUAGCCUGGAAGUCAUGACAGGUAAGGUAUAAAGGGAGGUGGAUUUGGUCAGGUGUCAUGGAAGGGCAAAGGAGUAGACAACCCCUGAUAUCUAUCCGUCAUCUAUCUAUCUGUCAUCUUUCAUCGAUCAUCUAUUUGUCUUUCUUUAUAUGCAGGUUGAACAUAGCUGAAGGCUUCAACUUCCAGCCAGCUAUACUAUCCAAAAUGAGAUCUCUGUUGGCAAACAAGUUAACUAUAUUUCAAGUUAUGUUUCUCUGAACAGUAAGGCCUUGACACAGUUUUGUAAGAUUUGCAAGGACACCCUUUUUGGUGCUUUGAAAAUGUUAUAUAAUUGCUGUGGGAAACAAUGUGGCAAAAUCAAUGCAGAGUCCCUUUGCAUGUUGAAAAGAAGUACAUGAGUGAGUCAUUCACUUCCGCUUUCCUUGCUUUGGCUGCGACAAUGGGAAAUGUGACUUAUUUAAGGAGUCCCCCCUCCCCUCCAUUGCAAAUCCAUGAGCUUCAAAUAACUUCUGGAGCUUGUCAGUACACCUUGGUAAAAUGAUGAUCUGAGAAUCCUACAUUCAGGGUUACAUUAGAAAGGCAGUGAGGAGGAUGUGCAAAGGACUUGGGAUAUUUCUGGAUUGUCACAUGAAUAAAGUGGAGAGGGAAGUUGUCCUUCCUUUCUCAUAGCACUAGAAUGCAGGGAAAUCCAAUGAAGCUGAAUGUUGGAAGCUUAAGGAGAGAUAAAAGGAAGUACAGUGGUACCUCGGGUUAAGUACUUAAUUCGUUCUGGAGGUCCGUUCUUAACCUGAAACUGUUCUUAAUCUGAGGUACCACUUUAGCUAAUGGGGCCUCCUGCUGCUGCCGCACUGCCAGAGCACAAUUUCUCUUCUCAUCCUGAAGCAAAGUUCUUAACCCGAGGUACUAUUUCUGGGUUAGCAGAGUUUGUAACCUGAAGUGUAUGUAACCUGAAGUGUAUGUAACCUGAGGUACCACUGUACUUUUUCACAGAGCACAUAAUUAUACAGAGGAGGAAGUGAUGGCCAUAGUCUUGAAUUAGCCAAAUUCAUGGAUGAUAAAGCUAUCAACAGAUAUUAACUGUGAUGACUAUGCUCUGCCUCCAUGGAUAGAGACUGCAAUGCUUCUGAAAACAUGUUCCUGGAACUCACAAGUGGGGAGAAUGCUCUUCUGCUCAGGUCUUGCUUGAGGCAUCUGGCUGGUUGCUGUGAGAACAGGAUGCUGGACUAGAUGGGCAAUUGGCCUGAUUCAACAGGCUCCUAUUAUUUCUUAUGCCAUUUUUAGGUGGGAUUCAAAUAGACACCAGCAAAUUCUGGUUGCACAGUUAAAGCUGCUUUGGAGCUCUGGCAUAACAAACCCAGUUCUCAAGAAGAAAACGGAAAAAAGGUUACUUUUUCAAUACGAAAAAUGCAUUGUAAAGUGUGGAAUCACAUUUACUUGAUGUAACAUUGUUGAAUUUUUCUGCAAAUGAAUAUAACGAAUGCUCAAUAAAUAGCCAAUGCCAUCUAAUCACAAAUAAAUCACAAACAAAUCAGAACACAUCCUCAAUAAACAAGUUAUCUGGAAGCAACAUCACUCAUCCUAUUUUGUUACUUCUUUCUAAUUUCGAACCUCUCCUAAAAUAUCAUGUUCAUUGGCUCUUCUUUUUUAAAGUCUUGACUGGCAAGCGUGGUGAGAUUCAGUUCAUUCUUUCCAAGUUCUCCAUGCAUUGGAAAGCUGAGUCUGGCCUGAAACAUUUUAUUAUGAUUUCCCACAGAAUCAUAGGGUUGGGAAGGAUCAUAUGGCCAUUUUAUUUAAUCUUCUGCUGCACACCAGUAAAGCUACCUGCUUGGCAUUGCUUGUUUGGAUGGGGGAACGCCACCAUACUGCAGGAUCAUAUUUUGUCCCCACGUGUUGCUACAGUAAAAAACAAACAAAAAAGCAGCCUUGUCAAUUAAAAGAAGAGCGCCAUUCCAAGGGACAGGCAGGUCGGGCUCUGCUUGCUUUUGGAACAUGCCCUCUGCCAGGCUGCCACCUUCGUGUAGGUCAGCAAAGGGUGCCUGUGUUCCAACGCGAGAUGACUACGAUUAGAUUGAGAUUAAAUUCUCCCUGUCGAACCCUUCUGUUAUCAUUAUUCCUACACCGCAGCCCCGAUGCUCCAGGAGAAAGGGGACGAGAAGGCUGGGCGAACGGGCGCUUGCAGAGCCCUUUCCCGUUGCCACAGCCCUCGCAUUCCCGCGCACUGCAAGCCGACGAGGCGGUGACUGAGAGUGAGGGCAGAGCCGAGCAAGGGCAGCAGCUUCUCCGAGGCUUCACGUCCCCACUGCCCAUGUGCAAAGGGGCCGCACAUGCUCCCUGGCCGCCUCUCCUCGGGCAGUGUGCACAUGCUCAGUAGCAAGAUGGACGCUUUUCUGAUGCAGGGUUCAUUUUGGUAGCGCCGCGGCGGCCGCCGAGCGAUCGCUUCCCCCUCGAGCCGGCUGCAGGACCUCGGCUGGGCGAUGGCGCGCUGCAGGCUGCUCAGCCAUCUCCGGCUGUAAUCCAGCGGGUGGACGGGGGCGCCGGUGGCAUCCCGGCCGUCUCUCUCUUUCUCUCUUUCUCUCUCUCUUCCCUGGCUUGUGGUAAGUCCUGGACGUUGGCGGAAAGGGCCGCGUCGCUGGGCUCCGGAGGGGUUUCUCCAUCCGCGCCCGCUUGGAGGAAUGGCAAGGCUUCGGGUGGCCGCGGGGAGAGGCCGGGCGAUUGGCCGUGCCAAGGCAACGGGCGCUCUGUGCGCUCCGUGCGCGCCCAGUCCUGCCUGGCUGCGUCCCCCUGCAGAGGUGGCCAUCUCCAAGCCGCCCUCUCCCUCUGCAGCAGCUCCUGUCUUGCUUCCUUCUUUCAGUACCUCGGCCAGCACCUUUGCAGCUCCUGGCGGGGUGUUGCUGUUGCGCUUAGUGGCUCAUUCUUCAUGGCCGGCCCUUCCCGAGGUUGGGGAGGUAUCUGGGGGCCUCCUUGGCGCUGUGCUGGUUGAGGAAGGAGCCAGCCAGGGAGCCUGCCCUCGACUGUAGAGGCGGGAAACUACAGUUGGUCCAAGAGGGAAUAUUUUGCUUUUGUCUGGAAAUUGGAGGCGGUGGAAGUGGGUAAAAUCUAGGGAGGUCUCUAGUCACCGCUAUCUUGAUUUGUGUGUGAAGCAGGCAAGAAAGUGGCUUUGGCCAGAGAUCCAUGGUGCACAGAGGCCUUGUUGUUCAAAGGUGGGAGUGGGGAGGGCAAGCAAGGUCCUGCAAGGCUGGAGGUCUGUGUGAACACCUGUUGCCAAGGUUGCAUAGGCAACUGUUAGAAGACGACAAAGAAAAACACCGAAUGGCUUCAAAUUGGCUUUCAAGACUCAUCUUCUGGUGAAAAAUGUGCUGUAUGCCUUUUCCCUCUUCAUUGGACUUUUGCCGCUUGCAAUUCUUAGUGCUCCAGUGCUUUCUGCUGACCUUUAGAAUACUGUAGGGGAAGAGGUCACAAAAGUCCCCUGGUAGGGAGGGUGGGGAAGGGUUGCUGGGAGACCUGGUACUGUGGUACUGGAGGGAUAGGGAAAGCACCACCACCACCACCGCUUCCCCCAGUGCUGCGGCAGGGAAGAACCGCCAUUGUGAUCAUAGCUUGGCUGUGGGAAUGGAAAGUCCCAUGUCUUGCAAUUUGGCUGGGAGCCCCGGCUGCUGUUGCUCUGGGCAUAAGGAGAUGCUUCUUCUGUUGCUCUUGGAAGGAAGACAAGAAUGUCUUCUGUUGCUGUGACUGAAGGGAUAUAAAUAUCUUUCUGCUUUUAAGAAAAAAAAAUGUGGCUGCAUCUAGAAAAAGAUGAAUGGAGAUGUAGAAAAAUGCAGCCACCGUUAUAAGAUUCAGGCACUUGCUCUAGAGAGUGAAGCCCGGACAAUUCCCUCCACCCCCCACCCCCGCCGCCAUAUAGUGCGGAGAUCAUAAAAUGCAGAGGAUUUUUUCCCUCCUUCAGUCAGUGCAGCUAGGAGCAGGCAAGCAGUAUUUGGUACUGAACAUGAACACUUAGCUCUGCUGGAAAUGUGUUUGUUAUUCUUUAUGCCGAUAAGAAAUAUUCAAUAAGAAAGAUGCUGUGCAAAUAUAGUGUGAUAGUAAAUGUUCUCAGUGAUGCAAGCAACACAUGCAAUUUGUUUCACUUUGUGAAUGGGGCAGUAAAUGCAACACUAAUGAUAAGAGAGGUGAUUCAUUGUUAGCAAAGACACAUGGUUCAGUGGGAUGUCUUAAUUAGCACUCAUUACUAAAACUUCCCACUGAUAUUAAUGGAACUAGUAGUGAAAAUAAGGGUUGGAUGGACAAGGCCUGGAUCUGUAUGUCUUGUAUUUGCUCAAUAAUUGCAAGUAUUUUUUUGUUGAAAUGUUAUAAAUAUGUGUAUGCCAGCAUACAUAUUGUAAGUUUUAGUUCUUGGGAAGCUCAUCUAGGUGGAUUUCCAUUUAGGUAGCUUCCUCUGGAAGAUGUAAAUUUGUUCUGCAAACAUAUCAACACCAGGUCUGUAGGUAUAAAUUACCAACUAUUAGGCAGCUGCUCAUUUAGGAACCUAAGAAUAAUCCUGCUCAGUCAGGCCAAAGGCCUAUCUAGUUCAGCAUUUUGUUCACUUAGAGGCCAACGAUAUCUCUAUGGACCCCCAGAAGUAGGACAUGAGUGAAACAGCACUCUGCCCAUCAAGAUCCCCAGCUACUUCCUGUGAUGCUGGAGGUAGUAGCCAUCAUUUGUAGCCUUAUUGACAUUGACAGCUUUAUCCUCCAUGAAUUUGUCUGCAUCCAAGUUGACUGUCAUCACUACAUGUUACGGCAACAAAUUCCACAGUUUAAAUAGGCAUGCUGUGAAGAAGUACAUCCUUUUGUCUGUCCCAGAUCUUUCAACAUUCAGCUUCAUUGGAUGACUUCUGGUUCUAGUAAUAUACAAGAGGGAGAAAAAGAUAUCCCUACCUAUUUUCUCCACACUAUGCAAAAUUCACAUAGCUUUGUCAUUUCUCCCUACUCUUACUUGCCUUUCCCCCUCAAAUAAUUUUCAUAAUGAAUGCAUGUUCUAUUAGAACACAAUGGUCAUGAUCCAAGACAGAGUGAGUUUACUGGGUUUAAGCAUGCCCAACGCUAUUCUAGAUUGUAGCCAAUAAAUCUAUCUAAAUUAUUCAUACAAGCAUUUCUAAUUAAUGAGAAAUCCACAUAAAUUAUCAGGGCAAUCCUAUACUUAGGUAUUCGGAAAUAAAAGCCCUGAGUUCAAUGGGAUUUACUCCAAAGUAAGCAGUAAUAGCAUUGCAGCCUUUGUCCAGUAGCUUGUCAUUGGAAUGAUUUAGUGUUUACAAUGAUUUACUUCCUUGGUAGGAAGUUUUCCUAUUUUUCACAUUCAACUUCAUUAAUAUAUGACUUUUUUUCCUCUUGCUUAUCACAGGUCAACUUUUGUUCUGGACUUAAAAGUCCCCACAAUGAAGUUUUCCCUGGCGAUUCUUGGGUUUGUUUUCUUCUUCUUAUGCAUUGAAGAAGUCUACUCCAAAGAGAAAUCUUCAAAGAAAGGAAAAGGGAAAAAGAAGCAGUAUCUCUGCCCUUCGUAUGUCCCUUACAUAUAUAUUUUUAAUUGUGUAUAAUGACAGUGCGAUAAAGUGCACGUUUAUAGUUUUCUUAUGAAAUGAUAGAGUUCAAAUAAACAAUAUUAAUGCACUAAGGGUGACAUCCAGUGAUGUCCACCCACUUGUGCAAAGGAAAUCCACUUGUGCCACAGGACCUCUAGUUUUUCUCCUCCCCCCCCAAUCCAUCUCCCUGUGCACCCCCACAAUCUGUGAUCCCCUAAUCCUCCAUAGCAGCUUUCGGAAGUGUGUGUCGAAAGGGAUUGCAGGUGGAGGGCAGGAUGAAGAAGCCCUGUUGAGUGGAUGCCCACUCACACUAUAAUGCACAAUAAUGUAUUCAUUUUAUUUAUUUAUUAUCAGAUUAUUGGAAUUUUGGGAGCUAUGUUUAUUCAUGACCAAUAGUAGCCAGUCAGGUGUUUUGUUAGCUGAAACUGCCAUCAGCUUCUCAACAAGGUCUAACCAUCAAUCAUGUAUGUAUAUAGAUAUGUUACGUGCUCAAUGUAAAGGGAUGUCAGUAAUAGAAAACUGAUGGAUGGUUCAACAUUUUUGAGAGAAGCAAAGGGUCAGGUUGCAUGGAAGAAACUUCAGCACAUGACCUGUGGAUAAAGAAGCCAUAAAAAGUUGGCAAGAAGGAGUGACAAGGAAGGGGGGGCUUGGAAAGUGGGAAAGGGGAAGGGGAUCGGUACAGCUGACGUUUACAGGGCCAGUGGCCGAAAGGAAAGAUUGUUGAAGGCAAUGGGCUGAGAGGCUGGGAUUUGAAUGCUUGAAGAUGGGACAAAUAGAAAAAUGUGGCAGAAAAGAAGGUUAAAGGAGUAAACAGAACCAGGAAAAACCUCAUGGAUAGGUAAAUGGGUUUUUGGAAACCAAGGAUGAUGUGAAAUCCAAAGAGGGGGUGGAAUAUCAGCAAUGCCCUUGUUGAUUUGAAUUGAUCAAUUAAAUCUUUGAUAAUGAGUGCCUGGUUUCCAGUUAAUUUACAUGCUGAAUAUUUUCACAGGCAAUUCUAAACCAAAAACCCAUGAUAUUCCCAGACCUCCUUUUCAGAUGCUUUCCUCUGCUCAUUGUGUGAGCAGUUGAACAAGCUUGUCCCCAAACCUCAAAACUAUGGUUAGUGACUUCAAAGCAAGACAAUAUAUGGCUCAGUAUCCUGGGUAGUUUUGAAGCCAUUUAACUAUUGCUCCUGGGUUCACACAUAACAGGAAACAAUGGUUAGGUACUGAAUCUUGGCUUGUUCUGUUGUUAGCACGAAGGGAGGAGGCAACUGUUUAUUAAGUGGCUGUCUACUAUUGAGUCUAUAUAAUAACUUGGUAAGCCACUGAUAUGCAACAGAGAUGGGGAAGUGAGCCAGAACUUUAUCUGCCCCAUAGUUCAAAGAGCUUGUUAGCCCUGUGUGCUUCCCAAAUGCCUGACAACCAUCUGAUUAUCAGGCUUUGGGAAAGUGGUGUGCAAAGUGCUUAGCCCAAUGCCCACAAAACCCAUUUUUAUUUUAUUGACCACACCCUUACCUGGGCGGAUGGGUAUGGCUUGCCCAAAAUGACCUCCUGGGUCCAAUAGGAUGACCUGGUCCACAGCCUGCCAUUUCCUAACCCCUGAACUAUAAUGCAGAUUCUACAUGGUCUAACCAAGAAGUGAGAAGUAAUCAAAAUGUGAGGCGGCCGGACAGCAAUAAGAUUCUCCUCACUAUUUGAAUAUAGACAACUUGCUUAAGAAAUGCACACUUUGGUAAAUUAUCACUUGGUAAAUGCUUCUCUCUAUCAUCCAUGGCUUAAUAGAAAGUGCACUAAGUAUUAAUCUUUGCCUAUAUUUUGUCAUGAACACAUAGGCUUGAAGAAACAUUCUGCAUAACUUAUUUUUUUAAUGUUAUAUUUAUGUUCCACCUUUCUUUCAAGUAGCUUGAAAGUUUCCCCCACACUUAAAAUAGUAGCUUGUCUAAUAAAAAUAAAACAACACUCAAUUGCUCAGUGAUCUGAAGAUGAAUUAUAAGGAGGAUGUUGGUGUUUUCUAUUUCUGGAAAGUACUGUGCAGAGAACAUUUUCAUGACACAAACAUUUUAUAGGUAGCUACAAUAAUUUAGCUAGUGUACUGCAAGAGAUUUAUGUACAGUCCAGGUUUAUAAUGUGUCUGCUUAAGGACAGAGUGUUACAGUGGGCAAUUUGGCAAUGCAAUACAUCUCUGGGCAAGUGCUUAUAAUUAAGUGUUCUUGGGCUGGUAGGGUUCUGGGUGCUGUGUAGGUAAAAGUCAGUAUUUUACAAAAUGUAUCAAUGCUGUUCCCUCAGGGCAGGCUGUUAGCCAGGUGCCAUAUUCUAGUGUUAAGUUGGCUAGUAGCAAUAUGAAGUCAACAGAUGGGACUGCGGGGAUGAGAAUCUGCAUGGGAAAAGAAGUUAAUUAUUAUAUUGCAGGCAAAUAUUUACUAGAAAUGCUCUUCCAUUUUCCAAAUAGGAGAAUUCUUGCCAUGAUUACUCAUGCUUCUGUUUAGCUCUAGUUAUGUAAUUAUUGACUGGUUUGAGAGGCUUUUCUUCUGUCUGUUUAGAUCUCAGCCAGCUUGUUUCAACAGUUGCACUUUAUAUAUCAUAACCAUAAAGGAGUCAUCAAAUUGAUAUUGUAUAGUUCAUCUUUUUGUGGGGUUCUGCCUUUUAAGGAAUGUCUUUCAUGUAUUAUCUGCUUAAGUAUAAGCUUGCUUAACCACUCCUUGUGUAAGAUAGGUUGAUGCAAAAUUCACUUUUGGUAUAUGUUGCUUUUGUGUAAUAGAAGGAUUGGAGUGGGUCCCAUUGACUUAGGUCGAACCACAAUGGAUGCAAAACUUUCAUCAGUGCUCUGUGCCUGCCAUUAUUUCUAUGUCCACUGCUGGAAGAAAAUUAUAACAUAGCGUUGGUUCAGUAAUUGGGGGACCCCAUUGUAAGUAUUUAUUUGCCAGCAUCACAACUCUUAGGAUACUGUUUACAUAAUGUAAGGCAAAGUUCUCAUGUACAAGGACUUAAGUGAAUACUAUGGUUCCUGUUGCUUAUUACAAGAAAGUGGAUGUAUAUUUCUGGUAUGUGCAGUUAAUACAAGUUUGGGGUGAAAUCUGGCAUGACAUGCUUCAGGUUAGGCCCAGUGUCUGAUAAUUUAAGAUAGGGAUGGGCAACCUCCUGCCCAUGAAGCAGAUUCACCCCAGAACUGUGUUUCAUUCUAGCCCUUUGAUACUCCACCUCACGUAUCAGCUGUUCAGUGGGCAGGGGCUAAGACUGAAAAGGACUUUGAUGUUGAUGAUGCAAGUGCAGCUACUUCUACAAGGAAGAUCUUUUGCAAGAAGAUCAAAGCAGAGGAGGAACUAUCCUAGCAAAUAGGUAGGCUCUUUGUAGUGCUGGGAUAGCUCAGUUGGUAGAGCUGAGGCUAUAAAUCUCCGGGUCAUAGGUUUGAGCCCCAUGUUGAGCAAAAGAUUCCUGCAUUGAUGAGGUUGGACUAGAUGAGUCUCGUGGUCCCUUCCAACUUUACAAUUCUAUUAUUCCUUUUCCUUGCAAACAUGCAGAGCAUCCCUGCAAUCUUCAGGAUGCUGUUUUGAAGUUUGUGAACUUGAAUAGCUGUAAGGCAGGUAUUGCAUUGUGAAUUGAUAUUAUUUCCAUUCUUAUGCUGGAAGUACUGAGUUCUUUUUGCCUUUUGAACAUUCAGGACAGAUAAAGGGUGUUGGGAAAAUGGAAGGUGACACUCGACUGGAGUUACUAAGAAUAAUAACUAUGACUCUGCUUCCAUGGGAAAUAGCUUUGUGUUUGUGCAUGCAGCUGUGUGCAUCUGUGCAAAUGUGUUAAGGUGAGCGAUUGUAUGUAUUGAUUUGCUCCCAUCCAUUUUGUUGUCUGGCCUUGCCCUGUACCCACUGAUGGGUUAAGAUUCAGUGCCUUAAGACUCAAUGUGUUGCCCAGAAUAGGAAGUGUGAAAGGCUGCAGUGUUUCAGUAAUGGAUGCAAGCAUUCUGUUUUAUGAUUUUCCUUGACUGUAGUUUAACCUUCAACACUGUGAAACAGGGUUACUUGGCAAGAGAGCUUCUGUAUGUUCCUAACAACCAUAGAAACAGGAAACACGAAUGGACCACAUUUCCUGUUUUCCUGUUUCUUCUGAUACAUUUGGAAAAAGAGGCUGGUGUAUCUAUUCUAUAGUAUGGAGAGAUGUUUGUCUUUUUGUUGUGGGAUGAACAAACCAGAAAUAUGUGCAUUACCAUGUAAUAUUCAACAGUCCAUAAAAGUAAGAUCCCAGUUUGUAACUGAUUUUGUGUUGUCAUAGUCCAACAUGUUAACCACUACAGCAAAAUACCUCUGUACACACUUGACUUACUGUAUGCAGAACAGCAAUUUGGGCUCAUGGCCUCAUGCAUUCAAAUCUAGACUGAGAGAGGAAAAGGGAAAACCUUUAUGUAUUGCAAAGGAAGUAGUAGUCAUUUUAAUAAUCUAUAGGAGUUUUUAAAAAUAAUGUAAAUAUUAAAGAGUCAUUUUAUUUUAAAUUCCAGGCUAUAUAGCCAAAGACAAAAUCUUCUUUACUGAACCUGAAGGUAUUACUGAAUUAAUCAGGAUGUUUAGUUGAUUAAUGGUUUGGUAACAGAUUAAAAGCAUGAGCUCAUUAAUCAGAAAUGCUGAUCCAGCGUCUUUCACUGCAGCGACUGGAACACAAACUUCUGCUGUCUGCUACUUGUAGGCUCUUUCAUGCCUUCCGUUAGAAUCUGGAAGUAUAGCCCAGCUGGGUUAGCGCUAAACAGAACAGAUAGAUAGGCCAGAAGAAGAACGAGAAAGAAGAGAACAAUUUUCCUCCCUUCCUGCAGGUGUUGUCCUGUGCUGUGUCUCUGACUAUCAGUGGAAUUUGAAUUGAAGUAGGGCAAAAUGUGUUAUCCUAGUGUAAAGCUUAAUCUUCCUUUGUUCGUGGUCUUUGUACAUGUGGGCUGGCAGGAAGCGGAGCUUAGCCUACCCUAAUAAAAUUUCACUUUUUGAACAGAAACAUGUGAUUCCAUUGGAUGUAGGCAGGGAUAUGCUAACACUGGGAGUAAGGGCUCUUAAUCUGCAGUAGCAGCUUGCCUAAUGGUAUGAGGAGUUUCCUGCACUGGAGAAGCAUAGGGGGAAAGAUCCCCAUGGUAGCAUAAGCCAUAGAAAGUACCACAGGGGUAAUAUUACAGAUCACAAACAAGGGAAUAUAUAUAUAUAUAUAUAUAUAUAUAUAUAUAUAUAUAUAUUUGUUUGAAUUCAUGUGGCAGCUAUUAGGCAGCACUGCAUCAAGGAGUGCUGUGAUCCUGCUUCUCAGGAGAAAAGUGAAAGGCAGAGAAGAUAUUUGUUGCUUUGUUUGCCUGUAUUCAGCAAUGACUUGCUGUCUAAUCACUGCCAGACAUUACCCUGUUCUGUGAAUAUGCUUGCUACCAUGUGAUUUCCUAUCUGCUAGCCUUGUGUCAUCGCUAGCUUCUUGCUUGAAUCUGCCUGAAUGAACGGGGAGGGAACAGAGUCACUGCCACAAGCAAUCCAUAGCAGUUCUUCUGCUGGUGAUGGACAAGCACCUUAUCUGUCAGUCAGGGCUUUGGACCUUAUGGGAACUACAACCUCUACAUGGAUGGCUACUAUGUGUCAUGCAUUUUUUCAAAUAGCUAUGCAAAGUUUCAUUUUUGUACUGGUUUUAAAACAAUGUACACCAAUCUGAAAAGGUGUUUUGCCAGAGGCCAUACAAGAUUAAAAUUCAAAGGGAGAGAAGACAACUCCCACCCCAUAACCAUCCACUCCUACCUGUCCCCAUUCCCACAGCCCCCUCCCCAUUCUCUUUCAGCACAACUUAGUUAUCCAGGGCAGCCUUUGUUAUUCUUAUACCAUGUGUGAAAUGCCAUUGCCUCCAAUAGGUAAUUUGUGCUGGAAGAGAAGGAAGAGGAUUCUAGGGGUCAGGGUGAAUGGGUUGCAUCUAGGGGAGUUGGGUGAGUGGAUGAGUAACUUACAAACCUUGGAUUAGGUGAGAAAGCGAACCAUUUUGGGGGAAAUCAUUAAUCGUAGCAAGUGGGAGCAAGCUUACCCAUCUCUAUUUUCUAAUGGCCUUGUGUCUUUAGACUUUAUUAUCAUACCUGCAGCCCUUAUGAGGCAUUCUGGUUAGUUUUUAAGUGAAAGUGUAAGAAGUGUCCUAGAGAGACAAGUUGUCACAGAAACAUGCCAGUUAGUCAACACACAGUUCAAAGUUGGAGGUAACUCUUUAUUAGCAAAACUACAAUCUUUACAGAUUUGGUUGAGUGCCUGGCCUAAUGAGCAGAGUAGCUCAUUGCCAGUGGUCUUACUCCAUAAAAAUCCAUUGCCAAGACAGAAAUUCCCCAUCUCCUUCUUUCCAAGCUUUCUCUAAGCAAUCAGAGACUGUGGCUUUGUGCAGCCAACAUCUCUGCUCUUUUCAUGCCUCUUCUGGUUCUGGGAGAAUGGGGGAAGGGGAGCUUUUUGCAGCAGGAGGGGGAGAGACUCGUGACUCUUCAUUAGCCUGACUCAUCUCUACCUUUUGGACUCCCUCCUCCCACUCUCCUGCUUCAGCUUCUGACUCUGAUUGUGGACUUCUCUCCGCCCCACACUCUCCCAGCUCACUAGGCCCUGUGACCUCUUCAGCUUCCAACACCUCCUCUUCUCCCUGUUGUCCUUCAGACCACUCACUGUUGUCCCACCACUCCUCAGGCUCUGAGUCCCUGGUGGUUCCCCAGCCAGUUCCUCCCACCAUUCCUCUUUGUCUAACCAAUCCAUGACUAGCUCAUGUCCCCUCCUUACAUUUCCCACCAUUUCCCAGACUUGGGAUGGCAGUUGGAUGGCAGAUGUGAAAAAAAGUGGCCCUCCUGUACUCAUGGAGGCUCCCUACGGUUUUUGGAACCCUAAUUUUCUAGGGCUUCUAGAACCCUGAUUUUUCCAGGGUUCCAAAAUGUGUUGGGAACCCAGCACAAAUACAGAAGGUUCCCCAUUGCAAACAGUUGCCCUUUGCAAGUUGGAGGGAAACUGGAACAGUGAUGUGGAAUGGAGAAAAGAUAGUGCAUUCAUUCCCACAGCUCUCCUUCACAUGUUUAAUGCCUGAAGGUGGCAUAUGUCAUUUUAUGAGAUGCACUAAGGUUAGAGAUGCUCUGCUGAUAUGUAACAUUUUUGGUUCUCACGAGGCAGGCUAGGAGUUUCCAAUACAGUAUCGCUUAUUUGUAGGAGGCUCUAAUUGUGGGCAUCAGCUUUCUCUGUGGGCUCAGCCACACUGAUAGCUGUUCCUGCCACUUCUGGUUUUCUUAGCUUUUUCUUCUUGCCAUCUGAGCUGACAGCAGAUGCUUCAUCAUGGCAGUCGUUGAGUAAGCCUGGCAUAAGCAGAGAGGCCCAAGCAGAGAGAGCUGCAGUGUUAAGGCCUUCUGGCCACAUGGCAGCAUUCCAACCUCACAGUUUACUAUUAUGUAGAAGGUUAUGGUUAUUUAAGCCUUGCCAUAAAACCCCUGUUAGAACAUCUACUGUAUGCCAUUUCACUUAUAAUUUGGUCAACUUAUAAAACAUCUCCAAGCCAAAGUCCCCCCCCCACUCUUUUUGCUUCUGACCGAACCCAACAUUUCCCAUCAGUAUGUAUUGAACGUAAGGCUUCUUCACAAUAUUGGGAAUGCCUGCCAUUUUCAUUUGAGGGCAUUUGACUGGCAUUUGGGGUGCCUUCAAAGUACUCAUGCUGCUGCUUCAACAAUGGUUGCACAGGUGCUAGCUUGCUGGUUGGCUGGGCACCCUCUUCGUCACCAGCAUCCUACGAUGCCUAACUUUCUGGCAUUUUAUGAACGAACUCUUUAACUGAUUAUGAGUGCAAAACAUGACGCAGUUACUGAGGCACAUUAUUUAAGCGUGCAUUUCAUACUGGAAUUUUUGCUGGACUUUGCCAUUGUGAAAGGAUGAAAUCUUAAGAUCACCAUGACCUAAAGACAUCUUAGGAAUUGUAACUAGGUUUUUAGAAAACAGCAAUGCCACCAUAUUAAUAGCAAGAGCUCUCCAGACACUCAGACCCUGCAUCCCAUUUGAUGCCCUGCAUUCAAUACACUUCCAUAAAUGGGUUAAGCAGGUAUACAUUGUUCAGAGGGCCAGUGUAUGUUGAUGAACCCAACCCCAUUCCCAGAGUUAUCCAAAGCCACGACAAUAUGGUUUGGAGACCUACCACCUCUAGUAGUAUGUGCAACUCCUUACAUCUCAACCACACACUAUGUGAUGCCCUGCACUCACCAUGGCGAUGCUCCUUAUCUCAUAGGGCAUGUCCUGACCAAUAUGCAUAAUGGAUAAGUAAGAGCCCUCCCAAUAGUUUGGGGUCAUGGGGUACAUUUGAAAACCUCAAAAAUUGGCAAUGUUCAGAAUGUCCCCCCAACCAGAGUUUGUUUACUUUUUAAAAAUUAAAAAACUGGGGGGGGGCAGGAACCCUUGGUGGACACCAAGGGGAUGUCUGAGAAUGCCAGGGACACCACGGGUGCCACAUUGGGGACCCCAGGGCGAGAUCAUGCACAGGUUACAGCUUUUCCAGGGGGUUGCCAACUUUUGCUGGAUAAUGAAGACAGAUGACAUUUUGCUCACAGUGACAUAUGCACUUGACAUUCACAGAGACAUUUACAUCUACUUUUGUUUCUAAUCACUUUGAUUUUGAAGACAGAAAUGGAAGAAGACAUGCCUGUUAUGAAUGCAGAAAAUCACGGCAACUCUGUAUAGUCUGGUUGAGCCUGAUUCAAAACCAAAGGAAAGGAAGACUGGUUUGUGUGAACCUUGUAUCGGCACAGCAUCUGCUAUUCUGUUAACGGGGGGUGGAUUUUAUUAUUUAUUUAUUUUUACAUUUUUAGCUUUCAAUGUGCAUACAGUGGUACCUCGGGUUACGGACGCUUCAGGUUACAGACGCUUCAGGUUACAGACUCCGCUAACCCAGAAAUAGUACCUCGGGUUAAGAACUUUGCUUCAGGAUGAGAACAGAAAUCGUGCAGCGGCAGCGUGGCAGCAACGGGAGGCCCCAUUGAUUAAAGUGGUACCUCAGAUUAAGAACAGUUUCAGGUUAAGAACAGACCUCCAGAACGAAUUAAGUUCUUAACCCGGGGUACCACUGUAUUAGACAAACACCGUCUCCCUCGGCCUGAAAGCGAGAUGAGCGCUGCAACGCCAUAGUCACCUUUGACUGGACUUAACUGUCCAGGGGUCCAAAACAAAACAAAAAACAAACAAAAAUUAGAUCCAGGUUUUUCAGAAAAAGUGUGGCUCUUUCGUUCAAGUACAUUACAAAUUUAUCUUCUGCACUGUUUUUGUUUAAUUUUUGGAGCUUGAAUCAAAUAUACUAAGAUCAACUGUCUAAUUCUAACACAAAUAAACAGUGUACAUUAUUUUUAACAGACAGCAGUCAGCUGAAGAUCUUGCAAGGGUGCCUGCAAAUUCUACCAGCAACAUCUUGAAUAGACUUCUGGUUACUUACGAUCCCAGGAUAAGACCAAAUUUCAAAGGUUGGUUAAUGUACAAUAACUUCAGUUUAGCUGUUGAAGCUACUUAAAAAUUUUGUGUGUGUGUGUGUGUGUACCAACAACCAAUUACAUUUUAUUCCCUUAAUCCUAUGGAAUGGACUGGUGAGAUUCCAGUCCACAAUAAACAGAGAGGUAACGGAGCCCUUUAAUCUGAGCCUGGCUUGUGAAGUUAAAAGAGAAAAUCAAUUAAUCACUUAGGCUACAAUCCUAUGCAUGCUUACUGAGAAUACUUCUGAGUAGAAGUUGGGGCAAUGGCCAGGAAGUGUCAGAUAAAGUGAUGGGCAAAAUGGAACCAGAAUAGAGACUCAAAACCAAAUUAAUUCCAUCAUUAAAAACUCCUGUGGGGGUUGUGCCUUAUUCAUCUCACCUGCCUCCGAAGGCUGCCCUUCUGUCCUUGAUUUGGAAGGAGGCCAGGCCCAGAUAUGUGACUCAGGCAGACAUGCAACAGGCAACCUUCUCCUUGGAAGGUGGUUCAUUUCUGCCCAUCUGCAUCAGGGGGAUUGUAGAGCAGAGGUGGUUAAGUAGAUGCAGUGAACCAGAUCCUUAUUUCUCCUCUUACCGAGCUGCAUUGUGACAUGCGGGUGGGGAUACCCACCUGUCAAUCACAUGAUGUCACAGUGACAUCAGGUGACCCAUUUUUAUUUUUUUUGGCUUCACUAUUUGAAAAAUGUUUUUAUUUCCCUAAUGCUGUUGUGAAAUUUGAAAUGUGCUACUUUACCAGGGAUCAUUGCUCUUGCAAUAUCUGGGGUUGUAUCCAACUAAGUUAUAUUUUGAGUUGGCCAAUUCAAAUUUAUAGGCCUAAGUUAGUGAUAUCCAUUAAUUUCAUUGGGUCUGUUCUGAGCAGCACUACAUUGCUCAACAGCUUUGGCAGCCCUAUUAAUAUAGCUAUCUUUUUUUUCUCUCCCAGUUCUUCAGCCUCCCUACCCACUGCAUGAGUCUUGAAACAGAACUAUCCCAAUUCUUUUUGUUAUAAAGGUUUUUUAAAUGUGGGGAAGAGAUUGUUUAUUUUUACUAUUGAAAACUAUGAGACUUAUUUUCUCUCUCUCUCUCUCUCUUUUAGGAAUUCCAGUUGAUGUAGCAGUCAACAUUUUCAUUAACAGUUUUGGAUCAAUACAAGAGACAACUAUGGUGAGGCUGCUGUUUCUUGGAUUUCUGCUUGUGGGUUUAUUAACAUAAUUUAUAGCCUACUUUCCAUGAAACCAAAAUAGAGCUGUGUAAACAUGCUUCUUGAUUUAGGCUUCGUAUGUUGCCAUUUUCUUGCCUGUCUGAUGCAUUCUAUAAUACGUUUCCAAUAGGAUUACAGAGUGAAUAUCUUCCUAAGACAGAAAUGGAAUGAUCCUCGACUUAAACUGCCCACUGACUGGAAGGGGUCUGACUCUUUAACUGUAGAUCCCACCAUGUUUAAAUGUCUGUGGAAGCCAGAUCUGUUCUUUGCAAAUGAAAAAAAUGCCAACUUCCAUGACGUCACACAAGAAAACAUUCUUCUCUUUAUAUUCCGUAAUGGAGACGUACUGGUCAGCAUGAGGUACUUUUUCUUUUCAACUGCAAAGUUUUAUUAUAGACUUUGAACAAAUGAAAGUCUCUGCUUGAUUAACUGAGGCACAGAUUUGGGAUUUUUAAAAAAAUUAAAUUAAAUUAAAUUAAGUACACAAUACUUUUGAGAAAUAAAGUGGAGCUACUAUAUGGUCAGUGAGCCUGAAUGCUUGCUUGAAAAUUGUGAGUUAGAAUGGCUGUUGAUCUGAAAUGGUAUGGCUAUCUGCAAUCUUUCUGAGGACAUGAACCACUGGAUUUGGGAAGUUAGAAGGGUGUUCACAUGUUACGUUCAACAAGUGUACAAUGAGUACCUGUGUGUGCAAAUAAUUGAGCUGUUUUAUAACGUUGAAUGAGUGUAGUCUGUAUACUUGCAUACACAAUAGCUGAACUGUAGGAAACAUCAAAUCCUUCAUACAAUGUAGAGACAGCUUAUACCUAUAUUCAGUGUAACAUAAGAAUAAGACAAGCACAGGGAUCAUUCUCUUCCACUGACAAUUUCUCCCAUUCACAACUCCACAUGGAUACUAUACAGAUAAAUCCACGAGCCUGAUCAUGUCUCUGUGCUGUAUGCUGUAAUGAAGCAUGUGUUUUCUACGUGCUGAAAAUGUUGCAGUGAAACUCCCCUAGAGUAGAAAAAUAAGUGCAUCUUUAUAUGAAUACAUUGCAUACUGAUCUGCUACAUUUGUGAACAUGAAAGCAAACAACAGCCACCACCUCCCCUUUUAACUUGAAGAUUGCUUUGAAUUGCUCACAAGCUUUCGGUUUAUAUUUCCAGAUUAUCCGUUACGCUUUCCUGCCCGUUGGACUUGGCCUUGUUUCCUAUGGAUACACAGCGUUGCAAGAUGCAGUUGGAGAGCUGUAUGUAAAUCAGAUUGUGCAUAAAAAUAGCUACCGCUUCCUGUUGUGCCUAUAUAAACUGAAGAAAGGAUACACAGUGCACAAGGCUGUUGAAUGUGGACUUGUACAGUGGUUUCAAAAAAUCAUGUUCAUUGGUCUCCGUCUUUUAUAAUUCAACCCCUAGUUGUGGUACUUUGAUCCUAUGCAUCAAAGUACCUGGGAGUAAGUCCCACUGAACUCAGUGGGAGUUAUGUCUGAGUACAUAUAAUUGUGCUCCAUAGGCCUGAUCUUAAAAUAAUUUGCUUGGAAGCCCAACUGGUUUUCACUGAAAUUUAUAUCUGUCAAAGGCUGUUAGGAUCAUGGUGUAGUUUUAGCAGGGAUGCUUAUCAACUUCAGGGAUUCUGUAUCACAAGAGACUGCAGAGGGUGGGUGGAACCAUGCCAAAGUAAUGUAUGUGAUAGGGAGGAAAGACCUGUGGACCUACCUCCCUGCUCCUUGCAUGGAUUGGGGUGGGCUGGGUAGCAAUGGGGUUGGAGCCAUGCGGUUGCAUGGGGAAAAGAUUCACAGGUGGGAUAUCAAAAGGGAGAAAGCCCAAUCCUCAGUAGGGAUAUAACUCAACUUUGAAGGAGGCACUUGCAGCAUAGUUUCAGAGGACAGUCUUAACCAAAUGAAAGAUUCUUCAAAGAAAAGGUGGUCCUUCAGAUAGACUGAGACCAGACCCAUAUAGGGCUUCUUGAGUCAAAUAAUGCAUGCUGAAUUGUGUCUGAAAACAAAUUGGAAAUCAGGGAAGAUGUUUCAGCAGCAGUGAGAUAUGACCAGCAUAAAGAAUACCCAUGAAAUAAUGAGGCUGCCAUGUUUCGAGUCAAAUAAUCUAGGGGACAGUAUGAUUGAGAAUUAUAGAGUUGGAAGGGACCACAAGGGACAUCUAGUCCAACCCCCUGCUAUGAAGGAAUAUAUUUUGGCUAUUGCAUUUGUUAUUUUUAUCUCUUAAUCCUUUUUUCCUAAACACCUAGUUGGUUACACUACCGAUGAUUUACGAUUUAUCUGGCAAUCUGGUGAUCCUGUUCAACUGGAGAAAAUUGCUUUGCCACAAUUUGACAUUAGGAAAGAAGAUAUUGAAUAUGGCAACUGCACCAAAUAUUACAAAGGAACUGGUAUGUAAUAGCAAACAUUGAUGAAUUUCAUGGCAUGAUCAGACUCUGUUCACCUAUAGCAGUGGUGUCCAAACUUUUCAAAGAGGGCCAGAUUUGAUGAAGUGAAGGACCAACCAAAGUUGUUGAGCUUGCACCCCAGGAAAUAAACUGCCAUAGGGGCCAGAUUAAUGUUUGGAUUAAUGUUUAGAUGAUCAUUGACAUGUUAACCACAAAGUGAUGAGGACAAAUGCUCUCUCUAAAAUAAGAUAUCAGAAUGGAGGGGAAGUCAUGUUAUGUUUUGCAGCAGUUUAUGCAGUCCCAAUAUCUGUCUUAUCAUUCAAAAUAUCUUGAUAUUUCUAAUGGGCUAUCCAGGUAGAACAGCAGCAGCCAAUGUCGUACCCUUUAGAUGUUGCUGGUCUACAGUUCCUGUCACCCUUGACUAUUUGCUGUGUUGGCUGGGGCAGAUGGGAGUUGGAAUCCAACAACAUCUUGAGAGCACCACAUUGUCUACCCUGAUGCAGGAUAUAGAUAGCACUCAACCCUAUGAAUGGUAUACUUAUUUGUGAUAUAGAACAUGUUUGAGAAAAUGCACCUAUAUUUCUGAAUGGUGCCAGAAACCGUAAACAGAAAUAUAAUAUGUCAGUUACUCUGGAUGUGAGUGAAGCAGUUAAUGAUUCACCACUUCCAGAGCCCAACCAUUUUCCAUUUUCUCCCCCAGCAUUCUUCCUCCCCCUUUCUCAUUGAAACCGAAGGUGGGCAAAUUACUCAGGCGAUCUUCAGGCUGGUGCAAGUAAGGGGCCCAAUCCUGGGGAAACAGAGGGACUUUGGCUGUAGCAGAUCCAAGACGGCUUCUACCACACAUACGAAACCUGACACCACCACCAACUGGUGGAAUCAGCUCUAUGCCAGUAGAACUUUUUGCAGGUUUGAGGUUGGAGAACCUCCCCAGAGGACAUGACCCUUCCUGCCAGCAGCCCUUUUUUCCACCAGUGGAGAGGCACCUCUGCUCAGUCCUAGCCUCCUCCAGUCAGCAGAUCUGGGGUUGGGAUUGCUCUGUUCCUUGUUACACUGAAGAAAAUUAACCACAUAGGCAAGAACUCCAAGGAGAGGGGGACUGAGAUACUUAAUUCACUGGGUCUGUCAGAAGAAUAGGUUUUUCACUGGCUGUCCUAAAACAUGGAGCUAGAGCCUAAGUAGCAACAGACCUGUAACAUUUGCUUGAGGGGUUUGCCUGAUCUGAAAUUCAGCAAGUGCACUAAAAUAGGGUUUGUUCAAGUGAUGCAUUCCAAGUAGAGCUCUUGGUGAUGCAGCCAGAUAAUUUUAGACCUUGGGCUUAAUAGCCUGGACUAUAUUAAAUGGUCUGAUUUGGGAUUGGCCCCAUAUAGAAGAGUCAGAAUGGAUAUUUUAUGAUGCAAAAAAAAAAAAUUCUACUCUGGUGGUAACAUAUACUUUGUGAUGGAAUUAAUGGUCUCCAUUAUCCUAUUUUGGAGAGGUCAGAAAGGGAGUAAAUUCCAACAAAGUCAGUCAGGUUAGAUGUCUGAAAUUACAUGCAUGAUGUACCAACAGUUAAAACUUGUUUCAUCCAUGUACCUUAAUUGUUGGUUCCUGGAAGCAAUUUUGGUAGGGCUUUCAUCUGUCAAGUGACCCAGCAGUUGCUCAUGGGAUGGGUAGUGUUGGAAAUGCCAUGACUUUUGUAAGCUGUCUAGGUAUCCUUUGUACUUAAUGACAUGUAUUUUCGGAUACUGGCUCUUCUACUCUAAUACUUCUGAUGGCUUGAUGUUCAACCAAAUACUAGGUCUGUUAAGUGGUUAACAAGUCAAGCUUAUUGCGUGAACAGGGGAACAGAUUAGUACUCACUAUGAAGUUGUGCCACACUUUUUAACAACAACAAAAAGAGGUGCUGAUAUUGCGUACCAUAGAGUACCCCCUGAAAAAUUUCACCACUGAUGCUACUGCAUUAAACCUUAGUUCCUGAAACCUGAUCUGUGAUUAUGCAGAUUGCUGCUAGGUAGCUGCAGAUAUUUCUUGCUAACUAUGAUUGUAUUAGCUGGCCUUGAUAAGUACUAGAUGAUUAGCUUAGUGAGUCAUACUAGUUGACACUAUAAUCAGCAUGGGGGCAUUAUGAUGAGGUAUGUAAGAGGGGGAAAUAAUCAGACCCUCAUCAAAGUGAUCAGUGGAGGGGGUGGAUUGCUGACUCAUUUGCAUUAGAGCUUUAUUUUUGCCUGACAUCAGUCCAUUAAUUAAUUAAUUUCAUAGAUUCAAAAUCAGUUAAUGGCUUCAUUACAAAUGCUAGAUUUUUGUGUGUGGGUCUAACUGUAGUAGCAAGAUGAAGAAAUUCAUAGUCUGCCGCCAUUUUAUGGGGCAGUAUCUCAUCAUAUCCUGAAGAUUGUAGGAGAACAUAAUACAAUUACAAGGUAAUUGCAUUCAGAAACAAAUGGCAUCAUAUAUUUUAUUCAGUUAUAUCACUGUUUCUUCCCUAUUUCAUUUCAUUUCUCUCUUAAGCAGUGAUUGCCAAAGUCCAGCUACCAGACUAACUCUCGUUGUUGCCCCAGGCUGGUUUUUACAGCUGCAUAUUCUUUGACUGGAUUUUGAAUCAGAUUGUAAUUCUGCAAAACUGAGAUGCAAUGUGUGUAUUGGCAGCUACAGCAUGGGGAUUAAUUGUUCUCCCAGUUAUGAGCUUACUUUUAGAAGAAUUGGAAUCCUGAUAGCACUUAACUCUACUAAACGUAUGCUAAAGAGCAAUCCAGCAAGUUUCUAUGCCAGGCAGGGAGGAGAGUUGGAUUGAGUUGUUGCAGUCACUUUGCUUGGCUCUGCUGCUACAAGGGCAGGGCUGAGACAAAGGGAUUCUGAGCCAGUCUUGUAGCCAUCACCUGCUGUGGCCUCAUUCAAACCCAAUUGUUGCACCAGCCAAGACUUGGUGCUGGGAUUGGCCCUGAUUGCCCUGGCCCUCCUCCAACUUCUGUAACCACUGUGGUGUCACUGCUUCAUAAACCCCACCCCCAACAGGGGAUAGGAGUUAGGAUUGCACUCUUAGUGUGUUGGAGCAAACAUGGAUAGAAACAGCACAAGCAGGAGGAAGUUUCAAGAUAUCUCUUGUGUCCAGUUUUGACUGUUGAAUUAUUAUUAUAAUGAAACUGCCAGCUGGCCUCCCUUAAUGUGAAAUUUACAUUGUUCAUCUCGGUGACUAGGAAUGUUAUGCUUUCUAUUGAAAUAUAAUAUAAGGGCUUUUAGUCAGAGCAGGAGUGAAUUUCUGACCUAACACAAACAGCUGAACACAUAAAAGUCAUAUAUAGUAUGGAAAAUGAAAUAAGAAUUUGACAAUCUGUGGAAUCCGUUUAUAAAUGGCAUAGAAAGCAUUCCACUAGCUUAAGAUCAUAAAAGAGGAGAGGAUCAAAUAACCAGUACAUGUUCAAUAUGUUAAUUAGACAAUUUUGCUCUUCGUGUUUUAUUUAGUUGUAUUUUGCCCUGGACUUUUUAAAUGAUUAUUCCCAAAACCAUUAGCAGCGAACUUUAUGUUUUAUUAUGAAUGUUCGUACUUAGGUUUGUUGUGUAAAGAGGUUGGCUAGAGAGUGGUCAGUCCUGUGUCUGAAGCUCUGCACUCAUGUGUCACUCAAAAUCAUCGAGAAAAUUCAUCCAAACAUUAUUUUUUUAUUUUACAAGAAGAGAUUUGUACUGUCACACAAUGAAAUUUCAUUACAUAGAUUUUAUUUCCCACAAAAAACUAGGAAAUGGAAUACUGCCAUAUUGGCUAUGGCGUAAUAUCUGUCUAUGUUUUAUAUACAAGAAGAUGUAAUCCUCUUAUGGAAACAGACCUGCCCUUUUUGUCACUAUAGGCAGAGGAGGAUACUGUAGGUAUAUGUGCACAUAUGUGAGUGUGAGAAACCUCUUACAUUCACCAAACCUUAGUCUUGCUUUUAUUUUUCUCCUUUCAACUGACACAGUGCUGCUGAAAGCAGAUACUCUCCUUGUUCAAUCUCCCCCCACCCAAAGUAUUUAAACCUAAUUUAGGGCAAGUUCAAAGUUCAGGACAGCUUCCUUUGAAAUCAUAUGAAGAACCCACAAAAUGUGCAGCAGGGAGCUGGGUGAUUUUAAAGCAUCCGUAUCUGAGACCAGGGGCUUCUAGAAACAUGAAUACCUAAACAUGUCUAUUCUUUCUCCAAAGGUUAUUACACCUGUGUAGAAGUGAUCUUCACUUUAAGAAGACAAGUUGGCUUUUACAUGAUGGGCGUUUAUGCUCCCACGCUGCUCAUUGUCGUCCUGUCAUGGCUCUCGUUUUGGAUCAAUCCUGAUGCAAGCGCUGCAAGAGUGCCUCUGGGUAACCUGAGUUUCACCUGAAGUCAGAACCACCCAGUGUCGCCCAGUGUCUGUUCUGUGGUUGCUUCAGUAGCAGAUUUCAUUGGAUUACUGAAGGCAACUCAACUCUCAUGGCAUGCUCUUCACUCUCAUCCCAAUCUUCUCUUUUUCAGUCCCAUACAUGUCUCCACUUUUUAAAAGACAAGAUCUGUAGCCUAUAAACAGGUUGCUCCUGUCUCUGCUCACUAAAUCACCACUGUGGCGUGUAUGAGUGCAACUGUGAGUAGAACUUCAGAAGCAUUAUCAGCUUUGGGGUGCAGGGGUAGAAUAACAGAUCCUGGAUCUUUGAACCUUAGCCAGGGGGAGUAUAUGGGGCUUCACCAACAUUUGUUGAACAUAUGGGGGUGGGAUGAUGAAAUGCUAUGAUACCCAAUUCCAUCUGUAGAUUUCGGCUGAGAGUGAGUCUCACUCUCAAGUGAGCAUUUCAGCAACAGCCCAGAGAACUUGGAUUCCUAUUUUUGUUUCAUCACCAAUAGGUUUGAGGGCAACCCCCCCCCCCCCAGCAAACCACCUUAGCACUAGCCUGGCUUUAAUGUAAGUUGGUUUCUCGAUGGGCCCUAGUGAAUUCUAGUAUGCACCCACAGUGCCCCUCUAGCUUACCUAAUGGUGGAAAGUGAGUAAUGGUGGCUCUAAGCAGCUGUCAGAUGAUGGACCACAAGAGCCAAGUACCAAAAUAGCCAUGAGGUAGACAGCAACAGUGGCGCUUUAAGCAUCCUAGCAGCUGCCAUGUUCAUUUCCUAAAAUGACCUUGAUGUUCAAUUGUUUCAAGAGUGAUGCUACAUCCAGGGCAUUGGAGGAGUUGGAAAUAGUCUGCACCCAGCAGUCCUUUGAACACCAGUUCCCAGACUACCCUAUCCCCAAAAAAGUAAGCUUAAGCUGCCCUGAGCAUGCAUCUGUGUUGGUGGGCCCUGAGGCCCUAGCAGUUUUCCAAAGAUACCAUGUGAUGCUGUUGCCCCCUUCAAGGAAACUUGAAGAUGGUAGUACUGAUGGUAUCACACAACUAAGUUUCAGACUUAACUAUGAACCUUGCAAAUAGAAAAGUGAGACAGGACAAGCUGUCACCAGCCAAAGGGAAAAGGCUGCACAGGUACACUGAAAGGGCCCCCCACAUUUAUUCAGUUUGUGGGGUGGUCCUAAGUCACUUUAGCAGGGGGAAGAUGGUGUGUCACUGUCUUUAGUUCUUUCUGCAUGAGAACUAGGACAGGACAGGCUCCUCUAAAUCAAAAGUUGUUGUUUAGUCAUGUCCGACUCUUUGUGACCCCAUGGACCAGAGCACGCCAGGCACUCCUAUCUUCCACUGCCUCAUGCGGUAGGGAAUCCUUUUAGACCACAUGCCAGAGGCAAAAGAGGAUGAAGCAUUCCAGGCAAGCAAAAACUCCUAAUUGUGGCAGAAAGGAGGGCUGGCAAGGGGUGUGGCCAAGGGGGGGGAGAGAGUUGCAAGCGCUAGAUAGAGAGGUCUGGUGGGGCAUAUUUUCCCACCUGGUCUGUGGUCUCUCACCCAGCCUAUGGUCUACACAACCUGUUGUCCUCCUGUUGGCUAGCCCCCAGGGCCUUCAAAUUCCAGCAUGUUCAGAAGCCCUUCUCUGACAUUUUCUGAAGCCAUAAUACUGUUGGUUUCAGAGCAAAGUGGCUACUUGAUAGAAAUCUUUCUUCCACCCCCUUCAGCCAGAUUACACAUUUCCUUUGAAAUAGAGUAAGAUCUUAUUCUUUUCCAUCUCUCUGAGGCUGAACUUUUCACCCUCAGAUUCAAGGCAAAUGGAAAGUAGCAGCAGGCCACAGUGACCUCCACUGCCCUGUUGAACAAAGCAAUGAAAGGACAAGCUGAACUCUUAUUCUAAAAUCUGAAAUCCAUUGACUGAGGUUAGUUUUCAAACUUUAAAUAGCUGUGAAGUACAAGGUAUUUGAAGGACUAUAGAAUGUAGCUCUGCAAAGAUGAAUAUCCUUGGCUCUUUGCUGUCAAAGGUGGGCAGUUGUUAAAUUCAACACACAUUUUUCAAAGUAGCAACAUAACAACAGGAUGGACGCUUCAGACUGUUUUGAGAUGUAUAAAAUUAGUACCCAUAUAGACAACCACUUUGAUUGCUACAUUCCCUGCAGGGAAACUCGGGAGCAGUCAAGGCGCUCGGUUUCAAUAUUACUCCAUCAUUUUGUGACAUCUAAAACACCAUUUGAUUGGUGGUAAGAACUAGCGCUGAUAAGGGGGAAAGACAUAGUUGUGUCAUGAUAAAUAGUGCAGUUAGCAACAAUAAAAACCGUUUGUAGCCAUCAUUGCUUAUAUAUGUGUUCAGAAUUAUUAUGUGAUCAGUGCAUGCACCGGAAUCCAUAAUUCACCUUGUACAUUCAUUUUCAUCUCCUGCAAAGCAUCAGCAAGUCCUGUUCCUUUUUAGGAAAUGUCAUCCUUUAGGAACCGGCAGCAUAAACAUGGGAAGAGGCAGCAAAGAGGGAAAGGGCUAGCAGCGCAGGAAAGCUUCUAUGACAUUCUUGGAUCUUUCCCACUCCACUUUAGGUAUCUUUUCAGUGCUCAGCUUGGCCUCAGAAUGUACCACGCUUGCUGCCGAACUCCCCAAAGUGUCCUAUGUGAAGGCCUUAGACGUGUGGCUGAUUGCCUGCCUUCUCUUUGGGUUUGCUUCGCUGGUUGAGUACGCCGUGGUUCAGGUUAUGCUGAACAACCCAAAGCGAAUCGAAGUUGAAAAAGCCAAAAUGGCCAAAGCAGAGCAAGCAGAAGGGAAAGGCGGAAAUGCUGCUAAGAAGAAUACUGUGAAUGGCACAGGCACCCCUGUGCACAUCAGCACUUUACAGGUAAGUGCCCUUAUUGUGUCUUUACUUUUGCUAGCUUGCUCAAUUUUCGGUUGUUUGUUUUUUUAAGCAUAGGGGGCAAUGCUGUGUAGAUGCUCAAUUGGAGGGUUUUUGCCUAAGUAGUUCAUUGUAUUUGAUUGUGAUGCUGCGGGGAAGCAUUUUUGGAAGUUUAAGAUGCUUGCUGAAAGAGCUUCUGAAGUAGGCACACAAAGAAGGGUAAAAAAAAAAUCAGACUUCUUGGCCCUGCCUUUAGCCAGAGGGAGUUAUCUGCCUCAGGGAGCUGAUUUGGGGUGUCAUGGCAGCAAAUGGUUAGGUAUCCGAUUUAUUGUUUUAUUUUUACUGCGAGGGAGGGGAAAGGCACUUGUGGGAUUUUCUUGACUAGCCUUAGGGUAAUAUGUGCCAUGGCUUGUGGGGAGAGGCACCAUUUGCUCCUCCAAAAUGUCAUGGGAGGGCCCUGAGAACAAGAGAUGUGCAACCGUGGUCCUUUGCAUCAAAUCCUAAGGGGGUGCCAUUCAGAGCAGCCCUUUUUUCUUAGAGGCCGCACGACAUUGCCGUGGCAGUAUAAUGUAGUAUUAGGUAUUCUCGAAGGACCACCACCACACCUUGUACUAGGAAGAUGCUUUAGCCAUAAGUGGGAUUAGUCUUUUAGCUCUUUAAACGAAUCAAGUCUUUGACCCCAGGAAAUUUUCUAUUCCUGUCCAUCAUAAGACAAAAUGUCAUGCCUCGUGUUAAAUGCUGUGAUCCUGAUCCAUGGACAUAAUUGAUUAACCUUUUUUUUAAAAAAAGAAAUUGCAGUUCCUUGGGAAUGAGGAGGGUAACGGCAGCUGCACUUGCCUUAAUAAUAAUAAUAAUAAUAAUAAUAAUAAUAAUACAUUUUUUAUUUAUACCCCACCCUUCCCGGUUCAAAAACCGGGCUCAGGGCGGCUAACAACAAAUUUAAAACACUUAAUUAUAAGAGCAGCAUAAAAUACAGUAUAAAAACCAUGAAUAAAAAUCAAAAAUCAAUUAGAUAAUCCCCAAGGCUAGCUGGUCCUACUUGGACAGCGAGGAGGCCAGGGGAGAAUUAGCUGUGGGGUCUCAGAGUGGGUGAUCUUCAUAAAAGGGGAGGGGGAGGGAAGAGAAGGGAAAUAAAAGAUCAGGCUGAAUUGCUGCAGUCUCAUAACAGAGGAAGCAAAUGAGAGCAUCCUUUCUCACCAUGGAGCACAGAAAUGUUCUCUCUCACACCCUCCAGCUUUACUCUUUCCCAUCCCAACCCUUACCUUUGGUGUGUGAGACACACACGCAGGGUGCGCCAGGUUAGAGAGAGCCAAAAAUGUGUGACAGUGUCAGGACAGUGUGUGAGAGAGGUCUGUGUGCCUGUAUUAAGUGUGGCUAGUUGUAUAUGUGUGUGUGUGAGAGAGAGAGAGAGAGAUUGUGUUUGUGUGCUCCUGCCUCCGUCCCUCCAGAUUAAAUGGAGCUCCAGGGCCAGUGAUGGAGCUGCAUAACAGAAUGCAUUUAUUGUCUCAUCAAUUAUCUCAGAAGGUAUUUUCAUGGCUACAGUUGAGCAUCAGAAUGAUUGCGCAAAACUAGAUCAGCUAUGCAGAAGAUGCAUAGAUGCAUUGCUAUUGCUUAAUUCCAGCUGACAGUCAUGGGGAAAUGUACAGCUUAGCUUCCCCUCUGAACAGUAGGAAAACACAGCAGAGUUUGUUCCCUGGUGCCAGAACCUGCCUACCAAGAAACAAAUUACCAUCUUGCACCCUCUAGUGACUCUUUGCGGCAUCAUCAUCAUUUAGAACAAAUCCCUUUUGCACAUACAUAGUAGGCUAUGUUUCUUAGUGAAGCGGGUGUGUGUGUGUGUGAGCGCUUAAUAGUUCAGUUCAAUUUGAGUAUUCACACAUACCGUUCUCCUGUGCCGAUCAGUGAAAGGAGUCCCUUAGUUAAAAUUGUAUGAAAUUAUUGUGGUCUCUUCCAGUUUUUUUAAAAAAAUAAUAUUUUAUCAAUAACGUUUCAUUUAUAAGAAGAUAGAAUGAGAAAAAAGAAAGCAAGUAAAAGGGAAUGAGAUUGAAAAAAGAAACAAUACUGUUACCUUAAAGGUAAAGGUAAAGGGACCCCUGACCAUUAGGUCCAGUCAUGGCCGACUCUGGAGUUGCGGCGCUCAUCUCGCUUUAUUGGCCAAGGGAGCUGGCAUACAUGUGGCCAGCAUGACUAAGCCACUUCUGGCGAACCAGAGCAGCACACGGAAAUGCUGUUUACCUUCCCACCGGAGCGGUACCUAUUUAUCUACUUGCACUUUGAUGUGCUUUCAAACUGCUAGGUUGGCAGGAGCUGGGACCAAGCAGCGGGAGCUCACCCAGUGGGGGGGAUUUGAACCACAACCUUUUGAUUGGCCAGUCCUAGGCUCUGUGGUUUAACCCACAGUGCCACCCGCAUCCCUACUGUUACCUUACCAUACAUUAAUAUACAGAAAUGCAUAUUCUCAUUAUCCUAAUAUACAUAUACUUUUCAAUAACCUAAUAUAUUCUGUGUAAACCCAUUCAAAAUAUCAUUGUACUUAUCCAAGAAAGUCUAUGUCUAUAAGCUGUCCAUUCAUAUGUUGCCACUGUGGUCUCUUCCAGUUGAUCCCACAGCUCUAACAUUAUCCUUUUUCGGUUUGUGCUUUUGAACAUACGUAUGACAGUGCUAGCUCUGUCAGAGUUGUGGGUUCAAGUCCCAUGUUGGGUGAACGAUUCCUGCAUUGCAGGGAGUUGGACUAGAUGAUCCUCACGGUCCCUUCCAGUUCUAUGAAUUACCUGAUUCUAUUGUUGUUUCAAAGAAGGUCCCUUUUUACACUUCCUUUAAAGGCAUACAUUCAUUUUUCUCUCACUAUUUCUGAAGGUAACGUAAAAAAUUAAUAUGAGAGGGUGUGGGUUUUUUAAGGGUCAAAUAUUUCAGUCUUUCCUUGUAGGGAAGUUGAUUCUUGCUUUGGGUUGCCCAGUCCCUCAAGUUUUGAAAUAUCACAUUUUCAUCCUGCCCGUUUAAAGAUACUGCACCCCCAUCCAAUAUGCAUUGGCUUAAAAUAAUGACUUUGGCAUCAUGCAUGUGAUGAAUAUAUUUCUGAAGGUGAUGAAAAUGUAGGCAAUCACUCCUGAAAGAGAAAUAUGUAUAUUGCUUGUGUAUCUUUUAUAACCUCUAACGAGAAAUCUCCUGUCCCUUGCUUCUGAUACAAAUCAGCACAGUCACAAUUUUGGCUAGCAUUGUCCAUUCAUAUGUCCCUUCAUAGUAUUAUCCAAUCACAAAAAAAUUGCCCAUGUUUUCUUUCUUUCUUCACUUGUGCAGUUUGUCAUCAUGAAUAUUUUCUGAAAUUCCUCACAAUGCAUUUAUUUUUUAAAAAGGACACCCCCACCCAACUUCUGUUCAGAUGGAUAAACAUAAUUUGCCUUUGAGCAGAUUGUUUAGGACUUUAUUAGCAUAGAUUUUAAAUAAAUUACCAUUAUGGUCCCAGAACUCUGACUCUUUGAUAAUGACAAAAUGUGUUCAGCAUGAAAACUUUGAUGGAUGGAAUCUGAAUUGAGCCAGGCAGAUUUUUAUUUGCGUUUUUAAGGCAUAUAGAUAUAUAUUCCAGCUGUCUUCAUAUUUAUGCCAGAGUGGUUUAAAAAUCCAAUUGCAGAUUAAGCAAGAUAUACAGUAAAACAAUUAAAAUCAAUACACAAAUAACACAAUUGGAACAGCAGCAUGAAAAUCUGGCAGUUUGGUAUAUCUUACUUGCAUGUAAUUAACAGAGCAAAGAAACAACUGCAGAGUCCAGUCGAUGUAGGCCCCCAGCUAAAAUUACAGUGCAGUCCUAACCACAUCUACUCAGAAGAAUUCAGUGGGCUUUACUCCCAGGUAAGAGGGGUUAGGACUGCAGCCUUAGUCAUGAGUCUCAAGUUGCAGCCCAACCCAUAUAGAAUAGGUUAGCUAACGUGGUUAUGUGCUUGCUAGAGUAAUUCAUGGCUUCCGAAAUGCUGUUUGUUUGUUUUCCUAGGUUGGGGAGACCCGAUGCAAAAAAGUUUGUACUUCGAAAUCUGACCUGAGAUCCAACGAUUUCAGUAUUGUUGGAAGCUUGCCAAGGGAUUUUGAACUGUCAAACUAUGACUGUUACGGAAAGCCCAUCGAAGUGAACAGUGGGCUUGGGAAGUCUCAGGCAAAGAACAACAAGAAGCCCCCUCCCCCCAAGCCUGUCAUCCCGUCAGCCGCCAAGCGGAUCGAUCUGUAUGCAAGGGCGCUGUUUCCAUUUUGCUUCCUUUUCUUCAACGUCAUAUAUUGGUCCGUAUAUUUAUGA
Molecule: messenger RNA, 35084 nt
Organism: Podarcis lilfordi (Lilford's wall lizard)
Lineage: Eukaryota; Metazoa; Chordata; Lepidosauria; Squamata; Lacertidae
Source: the annotation of a GenBank genome assembly